Messenger RNA from Drosophila erecta, 758 nucleotides. RefSeq lists its product as uncharacterized. The record is from RefSeq and is a predicted model, not a curated record. NCBI's taxonomy places the organism in Eukaryota, Metazoa, Arthropoda, Insecta, Diptera, Drosophilidae. The transcript has a single exon. Bases 118 to 684 code for a protein of 188 amino acids.
AAAAUCAAAAUGGAAUCAAGUUUCACUGUUCUGUGUCCCUGAUUUAUACCAUACACAAUCAAAAUCAGUAGUGUAGUAAGACUUUCCAAAGGCAAAAAAAGUCAAAUACUCUUGAUUAUGGCAGAAAAGAAUAGAUCAAACGACUUAAGUCAGAACGAAGCCGAUCCCGGGGAUUCCGCUUUGAAUGCAGCUGGCACCAAAAAAGAUAUGCACUUUCAGGGAAGAGGAAACAAAUCUAGGAAAACGUCGUCUGAAAUUAAUAGGAAAAGGUCGAAAGCCUGUGAAAGAACAUUUAAAACUGGCGAGAAUCCAAAAAAGCCAAAGUCGUCACGGAAUUUUGAGACAAAGAAUAUUUCAGGAAAAGUAUCUGAUGUCUCGCAGGCAGGCACUUCCCGAAAUCAGGAUGGUGAAUCCCUAACCAUAACCAUCGAUAAAGGAACAAAAGGUCGUCUGCAAACUGUCUUGAAACUGCUGGAUCUUCUAGAGGGCAAAUAUGACAGUGAUAGCGAGUGUUCGAUGGAUUCUAAAUCUGGUUCAGUCAAAAGAAGUAGUCGACGACUGCAAGCUAUGCAGGAUAUCUCGCACAGGGAUUUUAUGGGUCUGUGCAGGGAUUGUCGAGCACGGUGCAGAAGUUGUGGAAGACGUCCUUCGGCAGUCCUUAUGGCAAAACGUAGAAGAUAUUAAUGCGGAAAAUUAAAAAUGGUAUAACCGUAGAUGGCAGAUGCCUAAGUUUAUAACAAAUAUAUAACUUUUCUUAC